AUGGAGAAACCCCAGUCGUCCCGGAAGGACACCGUCUUGACUCGGCGGUAUGUCGAAGGCCUCAUUGCAGAAGGAAAACAUGUUAUUAUCUUCGAGGGCCGUGUCUUGAAGGUAGACGCCUGGAUCAAGUUCCAUCCCGGAGGAGACAAGUCCAUCAAGCAUAUGGUGGGCAGGGAUGCGACGGAUGAGAUCAACGCACUUCAUUCCCAAGAAGCCCGCGACCGCAUGCCCUCAUACCAGAUCGGUCGAAUUGAAGGAAUAUGGAUCAACUUCCUACCCCCGAUCCAGGGCGGCAAGUACCGUCCCUAUACGGAGGAAUCAUGCUCGACGGAGGAGGAUUCAACAAGUCAAGAGAGUUCCUAUGGCUCUAGCCACGAUGGAUCUGUUCCUCCCUCGCCAGUCUUCGAUGCGGUCGAUUCAAAAGCCUCAGUCCGUCAGAGGAAGUCGAACACAGCCACCGACACUGUUUUUUCGACCCCGAACGCACCGCCCCAGCCGAAGUUCUUGGAUGCCAGAACCAGAGAAGAGAUUGCAUUCGACAUUGCCAAAUAUCCUUCGUUGGACACCGCUAAUCAGGAGGAGAUCAAGCGCAAAUACCGUGAGCUGAAUGAGCGGCUGAAGGCCGAGGGUCUUUUCAACUGCAACUACUUCGCAUACUUCAUUGAAUGCUGUCGAUACAGCUUGUUCGCAGGUCUGUCAUACAUGUUUCUACGCAUGGAAUGGUGGGCAGCCUCAGCAUUUUUCCUAGGCUGCGUCUGGCACCAACUUGUGUUUACUGCCCAUGAUGCCGGCCAUAUGGGAAUCACACACAAUUUCCAUGUAGACAGUGUUAUUGGAAUUAUCAUCGCAGAUUACAUCGGCGGCCUGAGUCUUGGUUGGUGGAAACGAAGCCAUAAUGUGCAUCAUAUCGUGACCAAUGAACCCGAACAUGAUCCCGACAUUGAGCAUAUUCCAUUCUUUGCCAUCUCGCAUCGUUUCUUUGACAGUCUUCGGAGCACAUACUAUGACCGAGUCAUGGCUUUUGAUGUUCCUGCUCAAUUCCUGCUCAAGUUCCAGAACUACCUUUACUACCCUAUCAUGUCUCUCGCGCGUUUCAAUCUAACUGCCCUGAGCUGGGAGUAUUUACUGAAGCGCCAGGCUCCUCGAAAUGGUCCCGCCUGGUGGCAUUUCUAUUUCGAGCUUGUGGGGCAGGUUUUUUUCUGGACCUGGUAUGGCUACGGGAUUCUGUACAAAACACUUCCCGAUACCAGCAGUCGCCUGACCUUCCUUCUCAUCUCGAAUAUCGUUCCCUCCCCCCUGCAUGUUCAGAUCACCCUAUCUCACUUCGCCAUGUCAACUGCCGACCUAGGAGUUGGCGAGUCUUUUCCACAGAAGAUGCUCCGCACCACUAUGGACGUCGACUGCCCAACGUGGCUCGAUUUCUUCCAUGGUGGCCUGCAGUUCCAGGCCAUCCACCAUCUGUACCCACGCAUGCCGCGACACAAUUUGCGUCGUGCCCAACAGCACGUCCUUGAAUUCUGCCGUGAUACUGGUAUCCCAUAUGCAAUAUUCACUUUCUACGAUGGAAAUAAGGAGGUUAUUAGCCGUCUCGGCGAUGUCGCGAAGCAGCUCCGCCUCAUGGAGGAGUGCCGCAAAUCGAUGUCCGAGAAUGGUGUCUUCUCGGACCAUCACCAUUGA
Molecule: messenger RNA, 1677 nt
Organism: Penicillium antarcticum
Lineage: Eukaryota; Fungi; Ascomycota; Eurotiomycetes; Eurotiales; Aspergillaceae
Product: fatty acid desaturase
Exons: 2
Coding region: 1-1677 (558 amino acids)
Biological process (GO): lipid metabolic process
Cellular component (GO): membrane
Molecular function (GO): oxidoreductase activity, acting on paired donors, with oxidation of a pair of donors resulting in the reduction of molecular oxygen to two molecules of water
Source: RefSeq, a predicted model, not a curated record